Plasmopara halstedii is the source of this 318-nucleotide messenger RNA. RefSeq lists its product as uncharacterized. Bases 1 to 318 code for a protein of 105 amino acids. The transcript is spliced from 2 exons. NCBI's taxonomy places the organism in Eukaryota, Oomycota, Peronosporomycetes, Peronosporales, Peronosporaceae. The record is from RefSeq and is a predicted model, not a curated record.
AUGCAUUUUUGGGUCCAAUUAGAUCAUUACUAUGUCCAAGGAUUAGAAUCAAGUCAAGCGUCGCUUUGCUCGCGCCAUGCACCGCAUGCCACUUUUCGUCGAACUAUUUAUCAAGUGUCUGCGCCUGUCAUUCGCGCCCGACAGAAUCGGUGCGAGCCCCUCGUCGAUGCGUACGAGGCGUUCCGGAUCAAAGUGCGCCAGCAUAUCGCGCGUAUCAAGGUCGUCUGUAUGACGACGGACAAGGUUACGACGAGAACAAGCAAACAACUACAUGACCGCAAAUGCCGUAUUCGCCAAGCUCGUCCUGGUCAGUGGUAA